AUGGUGUUCGCCUGGAAAGCCGCCGGUCUUAGCUACAACCGCUACCUCGCGGUCGCAUCUCGCGUCGUGCGCCGAAGCUUGAAGGAGGACAAGAGAAUCGCUGCCGAGCGCCGUGGAGAGUCGGAUCUGCGCUUUGCAAAGUGGUCGAACGGCAAGAUGGGCGAGACCAAGAACCUCAACGAGGCCAACGUGGCUGCCACCAAGGAGGCUGCCUCCGCAUAA
Messenger RNA from Pestalotiopsis fici W106-1, 222 nucleotides. RefSeq lists its product as uncharacterized. Gene Ontology annotation, cellular component: mitochondrial inner membrane. Gene Ontology annotation, molecular function: proton-transporting ATP synthase activity, rotational mechanism. The transcript is spliced from 3 exons. NCBI's taxonomy places the organism in Eukaryota, Fungi, Ascomycota, Sordariomycetes, Amphisphaeriales, Sporocadaceae. Gene Ontology annotation, biological process: proton motive force-driven mitochondrial ATP synthesis. Bases 1 to 222 code for a protein of 73 amino acids. The record is from RefSeq and is a predicted model, not a curated record.